GGUAACUAAUUAUUGUGUUGAUCAAUUCCAGAUUGUGAUAUGUGAAUUUGUAGUAUUUUUAUUAAUUCAGUCAGUGCUUUCGUAUGAUUGAGAAAAUAAAUAUUAAUUUGAAAAUGUACGGUAGAGCUGAACAACCUACAGAAGAAGCGGCUAUAGAUGAAGAGCCAGGCCCCAUAGAACAGGCAACAGCAGCUGCAGCUGAAGAGCUCCAAAGAUUAACUCUUGAUGGCGCUGCUAAGGUCACCAAUGUCAAGGUCACCACAGAUGAACGCGAGGUCAUAAGACGUGCACAUUUUGCCGAUAAAAUGAGAGAUUCUAAUCAGAAAAUCGAAGAAGAAGCAACGCAGGCUCAAACGCAGUAUGAAGCAACAUCGAAUCGCUGGGGGCCCAUGUUAGAAAUAAAAGAUCCGCUAGACAUAGAUGCUGCAAUGAAAGAGCAGAAAAAGAAAUGUGAUGAUUUACUUAAUCAGAAAAAUACACUCAUUAGUGAACUAAAAGAUGACUUGACCCGAAUGGACCAAGCGUAUUACGACGACUUAGAUAAACAGGAUAAAGACAUUAAAGAACUAUCUGACAGAAUCGAAAAGCAAGUGACAAUAAUGCAGCGGGCAUAUGAGAAACAACUAUCUCUUAUUGAACAAGCUAUUAAUAUAGAACGAGAGAUUAUGGUGGACCACAAUAAUAAGAGAUGGGAAGCUUUGUAUAAACAGCGUGACAGGGAAGAAGUUGCGCAUAUGGAGUAUAAAUUUGAGCAGCUAGAAGAGCAUAAGCAAGAAAUAGAAGCUAUAAUGUGGGAUCACCAUCAAAAAUAUCGCGAUGCUAAGAUUGAAUUGGAAUCCCUAAUUCAAGAACUACAAAAAGAAUUGGAAAAAUUAAAAGCAACUUGUAUUAUCAAUACGGAAAAAAUUGGGUACAAUUAUCAGGUAUUAAAAAAACGUGAAGAGGAAAAUGUGUUUGUUAGAUCCCAACAAAAGAGGAAAUUAAAUAAAAUGUCCGACAUCGCAAACUCUUUACGGGCAAAGAUACGUAAAGCUGCCGAAGAUGGCGCGAUCGAGGAAAUGAAAGCGGAUCAAGAGAUAGUAAAAUUAAUGCAGGCAAUGGACGAUUUGGAGAAGAAGUCAUAUCAUUUUUCGAAAGCAAACCGUUUCAAGUUUAGUCAGGUGUGGAGUAUGUCGACAGCGCGGUGCAGCCAGUUGUCUCGCGAGCUCCGCCAGGCGGAGGUGGCCCUGCACGCCCACAUACUGUCUGAGCCGCCGCCGCCUCCUCCUCCGCCUCCACCAAAAAGCCCCUUGCUUAAGCUUGAAAACGAGGGCGAAAUAACAAAAUCUAUGUCCUCGCUUACAUAUCAAGAAGCCGAAGACCCAGAAAAUAUGUUGGCAGUGGAAGCUAAGGAAAGAUUGGUUCGACAUAUUCUACAAUUAGUGGCGGAUAACACAGGAUUCUUAGUGGAAGAUCGAUUAUUUAAACUCAUUGAGAAGUAUCAACUAUCUGCAAGAAACCUUUGCACUUUGGACGCUAUAUUUAUGGCUCUAGAAAUACAAGCUGAAGAGGACAUGGAACUCCUAUGCAAAACUUUCUUGAAUUACGCUUUUUGCCCGAUAUGUGUUGGUAUGGAAAUGGCGUCGGAUCAGCUGGAAAUGUCCUCCCAAGAGGAUUGUCAAACCAUUAUGUCGCAACAAGCGCGAGGCGAAAGAAUGUCUAUGAGGGGACGUGCAAGCAUUGCAAGAAGUAUUUCAGCGAGUACGUCGAGAUCUAUCCACAUCGGCUUUAGAGGAAACGAAUUAUCUCCUGCCGACCAGCAACUAAUGGCGGAAGCAGAUGAAAUCAUACAGAAAUGUGGAGAGGGCCCAGUGGCCUCGUUAUCAGCCGGCGUCGUUGUGCCGGAUAUGACAGGACCUCGUUCCUUACGCGCAGGCACGCGUGGUGUCACCGUCUCCUCGCGACCAGAGCUGUCCUCUCGCAAGGAAAACCCCUUCCUUUGCCCUGUGGGCCACUGCUUAGAAAUUGAGCCAAUGCAAGUUUUAACAGCUCUAGGAGAAUUUAUAUCGGUUUUUGUACCACCUGAAAAGAAGAAAUUGUAUGAUUUGUUGGAUAGCGUUAAACCACCAGACUUCGGUACCCCCUCACGUAAACUUAAAUCAGAAGAAAUAGUGCAGUAUUGGUCCCAGUGGACGAAUAUAUUCCCACCAGAAAAAGACCGCUUUUGGGACGGCCUUUUGACUGGAUUAAAUAAUUACUUACCAACAUUACAAGAACGGGAACGUCUUCACGACGAGGUUGUGGUGCUGCGGCGCCGCAACGCUGCUCUUCGUCGUUUGGUGCGCGGCGCUCUCCCGGAGCUGCCACGGCCGCAGCCGAAGUACUUGCGUCCCUAUCCACGCGCUUUCACCGCGCCAUUCCCUGACGAAGCGCCAGAACCAUAUGCCAGACUACCACCAAUAUAACACGAAAGUCU
Chilo suppressalis (striped riceborer) is the source of this 2455-nucleotide messenger RNA. The record is from the annotation of a GenBank genome assembly. Lineage: Eukaryota; Metazoa; Arthropoda; Insecta; Lepidoptera; Crambidae.